AAGACCCCAAAAUGAAAGACAGACAGAUAUUAGUUCAAGUGUAAAUAGUGAAGACAAUGAGACUGCCACAUUAUCUGGUGCUUUAAACUCUGAAUCAGAGCAAGCUGCAAAUAGUCUUCAUGAUGGACCAUCAGCAGAUGACACAAGUAAUGAAGACAGCAGGACAGAUGAGCUAUCUAAAUCAAAGCAAGAUAAAGGGGAUGAUCAAGUAGGAGUUCAUGAAAUAAAUGUGCUUGAAGAUGCUGAGACACCUGAAAAAGCAAUUCCGUGGCCUAUGGAAGGUGAACUCCAAAAUGAAGACCAACAGCAGGAUUCUAACAGAAGUGAAAGUCUGCCACAACAAAACUCGCAAGAGGUCUUCAUCGAUGUGAAUCCAAGUACAAGGUUUGGUCCUGAUCCUAGUCCAGAAUCUUGCCAGAAUGAUGGAUUUGUCAGAAAUGCUCGACGACAUAACGAGCCUGACAGUCCACCAGAGGAAAGAGCAGAAUAUGAAGAAAAUGAACAAACCUUAUACAAAGGUACUGAAGGAGAUGUGAUCAGGCAAGCAACAGGUGAUGAAUCAAGUGGCUCUUUCUUCACGAUUGUAAAAACCGGGCAACAAGAAACUGUUGCUGUCUCUCCUUCAGCUGCAACCUACCUUGAUAAUCCACCAGCUGGAGACCCAAACACUGUGCCAAUUGAUGAUGCCAGUAAUGAAGGAAUUUGGGAGGAAGGAGGGGCAGAAACAAGUGCUGAAGUAAGUGCCAUUACAGCAAUUGAUCAGCAAGGCUUGGUCCAGUCACAGAUAAAUGAAGAUGUUAGAAAUGAUAAUUAUGAUGAAACUUCCUGCAAAGUUCCUGUAGGAGAUGGGGCCGUUCAAGAAACGGGCAAUGAAUCCAUCACGAAACGUGGUCAACAAGAAACUGGUACUUUUGUAAAAGGUGGACAACAAGAAAGUGCCUGGAACCCUGUCCAGCUGUCAGUGGAGAGUUCACCAAGUGAAGCAAUUGAAUCAGAAGAACCGGUAGAGUGUUGUCAGUCUGAGACUGCCAGUUUUAGAGACUUACCUGUCAGUGGUUUGGGUGUGGAAUGUGGUUUGGCUGCUUCACCUAGACAUGUAGGUGUCCAAACACACAAAGAACAAAAGCCCCUACAUGAACAAAUCUACCCAAGUAGGCAGGAUGAUCAGGAAAAUGAAGUGAACUCAGAAGAAAAUGAUGUGUUGCCUGUGGAAACUCCCUCCUCAACCUCCACUGGUGAUGAAGCCCAACAGGUAGUACAAGAAAUUAUCCAGAAUUUACUGAUAAAAGCUACAACAGAGGCUAUUGAAGAGUUCCCAGGCACAAUGUCAGGGCUGGUGACACAUCAACGACCAGCUAUAACCACAGACAACAGAUCCAAAUUAGCCUAUCGGAGGUCAGGCCAGGCAUCAGGUGGUACAGUAAGAAUGCACCAAUCAGGCGCCCUGUCUCAACCCCAAGUGAAAGCCAAUGAACUUGAUCCACAAGAGCAAGUCGAAGAUCUGUCUUCUGCUGGUGGUACAGGGGAUUGGAUGGGAAUUCUGGCUGCUGGUGGUACAGGUGGUUCCACGGGAAAUCUGGCUGCUGGUGGCACAGGCAGUUCCAUGGGAAAUCUGGCUGCUGGUGGCACAGGCAGUUCCAUGGGAAAUCUGGCUGCUGGUGGUACAGGCAGUUCCACAGAAAAUAUGGCUGCUGGUGGUACAGGCAGUUUCUUUGGAAAUCCAGCUGCUGCCAGUUACAGGGCUGCUAAGGACCAGGUCUCGGACCAGGACAUUGUUCAGAGAUGUAGCAUGGACGAGGCAGGGGGUGAUGAUGAAUGUGCCGCUGGCGGUGCAGACCAAGUGCAAGAUGACGACAGGGUGUCAACUGAUGGCCGAGGAAAAAGAACCCACAACAAGGAGACAUUGAGUGACAGUGAGGAAGAAGAAUCUAGUAAGAUAACAAAGAAAUAAAUCUCUGGAGGCUACAGUCACGCCCACCUGGUUCUGACCAUCUCGGUAACAUUUCUCUGUUUCAAAACAGCUUCUGCAAUUUACUCAGAGUUUAGAUCUGGUAAAAUUUCUUCAUGUCUGAUAAUGUUUAACAAGAAUGGCAGCUAAACUUAAGAUUGAUAGUGAGGAUUUCUGUUCCAGAUUAUGUCUGCUGUAUUAGUAUAGCUAAGUGAAUAUUGCUACAUAUCGAGGUGUAUCACAUGGAAAUAUGUGCAGCUGGGUAACAAGACUGUAUUAGCAUAGCUAAGUGAAUAUUGGCACAUACUGAGGUGUAUCACAUUGAAGUUUGUGUAACUGGGUGUCAUAGGGGGCAUUCCCAUAGAUUUUAGAUCGAUCUAUCCCCUUGGGGAGUCUCACUAGAUUACUGUCAGAUAAUCCG
Lingula anatina is the source of this 2369-nucleotide messenger RNA. RefSeq lists its product as uncharacterized. The record is from RefSeq and is a predicted model, not a curated record. NCBI's taxonomy places the organism in Eukaryota, Metazoa, Brachiopoda, Lingulata, Lingulida, Lingulidae.